UUUGGCGCGAUCACUUGUACUAAUCCAGCCGAUAUUUGCUCUACAUAUACACACAUACAUAUCAUUUGUUUAUAUGUAUAGUGAGUAGAAAUCGCGAAACCGUUUAGCCGCCAGCUGAUUGUCAUCUCUUAGCGAUCGAGCGAGCGUUCGCUUGUGUUCGUGUGUGUAUUUCGCUUAAAUAGCGCGUCGUGCAAAUGCUUUUCGCUCGAGGCGUGAAGUUAUUUAUCGAAGUCGUGCAGCCAUCGGUGACGUCAAAUUUUGAAGUUUACACGGGUGUAUUUGAGUAUGAUUGAGUGUUGGGCUGUUAAUUGUUUUGUAUCUGCUGACCUAUUGUUCGAUGCCAACAUCUGUGAAGAAAAUAAAUUAUUCACAUGUUAAUUACUAUCGAAGUCGUGAGUUAUAAAAAACAACGGUUGUGUUUUUUGUUUCAUUCCAAGAAAGCGAAGUACAUGAUACGCCUAAAUGAAUGAACGCUUUGGUUGAUGACGAAAACAAAGAAAUAUGUGUAUAAAUAUAAAAAAUACCAAAAAAUAUUUAGAAUUAUAGUAAAUACAAAUACAAAACAAAUAAAAAAUUAAUUUAAAGGCACGGUAGAUGAAAAAAAAAUAAUGUUAAAUUGUAAAAGAAAUUUAUAGAAGUCAGAAUUAUUGCUGCAAUUUUUAUGCACUGCAAAUGUGAGGAAAGGAAAAAAUAUUUCAAAGCUCCAAAAUCUGUCAAGUAUUCAAUUAUUGAAAUCCCAAACUGAUUAAAAUAAAAAUUCGCACUAAAAAUUCCAAACCUACAGGUCAUAUGAAGAGCUAAGUGGCAUAAUUUUAACCAAAAAACAAAUUGUGAAAAAAUUUCAUGGAAAGUGGAAGUGAAAUAAAAUUUCGAGAACAUUUAAAAAAAAAAUCUGAAAAUCUCAUCUAAUAAAAAAAAAUACGCCAAAAUUCUAAAUGCAUAUUAUUUGUGCAAAAGUGAAGUGGAAUUGUUUAAUAAAUACAAGUGCAGUGAGAUUGAAAAAAAUGCAAGUGCUUGUCACUGAUGGAUUAUACGUAUAAAAUAAUAGUAACAAAAAAUAAGCAUAUAAAUUAUUAGAAAAGAGUGGCUUGAUAUUUAAUUAAAAUUAAUGAUCCUACAAGUGCGAAACUGAUAAUAUUUAAAUAAUAAUUAUUUCGAUAUUCAUUCGAGCCAAAAAUUAUUUAAAUAAAUUAAAUACUAAAAAAAUUCUACAUGUUUGCAAAAAAAAAAAAUAGUAUCGAAAUAAUUAUAUGAAAAAAUUGUAAAAAAAUAAAAUAAUGAAAUUAAUUUCACAUUUACAAAACUCAAUCAUAAAAACCAACUUUUUAUCACUCAUGUAUAUAAAACAGUGUAUUGAUGAAUAAAUAUUAUUCCCUAAGAUAAAAGUCACUCUAAAUAUAAUCUGAGUAUACUCUCAACUUUAGCAACAAAUAAAAAAAAAAGUAUAGUGUAUAGUGUAGUGAAUAUCAACAGCAAAGCACCAAACUCUCCUCCAAGAUGUCUGAAACGCAUGACAACAACGGCGAUCAGCCGCUGCAGGAUGAGGCUGGUGGCAGUGAGAAUAAAAUGAAGUCGCGCCUACGUAAAGGUGCGCUAAAGAAGAAGAAUAUCUUCGCCGUUAAAGAUCAUCGCUUUAUACCACGCUUCUUCAAGCAACCAACAUUCUGUUCGCAUUGCAAGGAUUUUAUAUGGGGGUUUGGAAAACAAGGAUUCCAAUGUCAAGUUUGCUCGUAUGUGGUGCACAAGCGCUGUCACGAAUAUGUGACGUUCAUUUGCCCCGGCAAGGAUAAGGGAAUCGAUUCCGAUUCACCACAAACAGUGCAUCAUUUCGAACCAUUCACAUUUGGCGGUCCCACAUUUUGCGACCACUGCGGCUCGCUACUCUACGGCAUCUAUCAUCAGGGUCUCAAAUGCUCAGCAUGUGACAUGAAUGUGCAUGCCCGCUGCAAGGAGAAUGUUCCGAGCUUAUGCGGUUGCGAUCACACCGAACGCCGUGGGCGCAUCAAUUUGGAAUUGAAUGUGAAGGAGAAUUUGCUGACUGUGCAAAUCAAAGAAGGCCGUAAUCUCAUUCCAAUGGACCCGAAUGGUCUUAGCGAUCCCUAUGUUAAGGUUAAACUCAUUCCAGAUGAGUAUGAAAAGUCAAAGAAGAAGACGCGCACCAUUAAAGCAUGUCUGAAUCCCAUUUGGAAUGAGACCAUCAAAUAUGAUCUUAAGCCAGAAGACAAAGAUCGGCGUGUACUUAUCGAGGUCUGGGAUUGGGAUCGUACAUCGCGCAAUGAUUUUAUGGGCGCUUUAUCCUUUGGCAUAUCGGAAGUUAUUAAGAAUCCCGCGGAUGGCUGGUUCAAAUUGCUCACACAAGAGGAGGGUGAAUACUACAAUGUGCCAUGCGCUGAUGCCACACAAGAUCUACUUAAACUCAAAAGUCAAAUGCGGAAAUCAUCACAAAAGAAACCACUGGUGAUGCGCCGCGAUACAAAUGGACAGACACAAUCCAAAAAGGAUAUGAUACGUGCCACAGAUUUCAAUUUCAUAAAAGUGCUGGGCAAAGGUUCAUUCGGCAAGGUCAUGUUGGCCGAACGCAAGGGCACCGAAGAUCUCUACGCCAUUAAAAUACUCAAAAAGGAUGUCAUCAUACAAGACGAUGAUGUCGAAUGUACAAUGAUUGAGAAACGUGUUUUGGCUUUGGGUGAAAAGCCGCCAUUCCUAGUGCAGCUGCACUCAUGCUUCCAAACACUGGAUCGUCUCUUCUUUGUCAUGGAGUAUGUCAAUGGUGGCGAUUUAAUGUUUCAAAUACAACAAUUUGGCAAAUUCAAGGAGCCGGUCGCGGUCUUUUACGCAGCCGAAAUCGCCGUUGGGCUCUUCUUCCUACACACUAAAGGCAUUUUGUAUCGUGAUUUGAAAUUGGACAAUGUUCUGUUGGAUGCCGAUGGUCAUGUGAAAAUUGCCGACUUUGGCAUGUGUAAGGAGAAUAUUAUUGGUGAUAAGACAACAAAGACAUUUUGCGGCACACCCGACUACAUAGCACCCGAGAUCAUUCUAUAUCAGCCCUACGGCAAAUCGGUAGAUUGGUGGGCUUAUGGGGUUCUACUCUACGAAAUGCUCGUCGGUCAACCACCGUUCGAUGGUGAGGAUGAAGAAGAAUUGUUUGCUGCCAUUACCGAUCACAAUGUCUCCUAUCCGAAGAGUUUGAGCAAGGAAGCCAAAGAAGCGUGCAAAGGGUUCUUCACCAAGCAACCAAACAAGCGGCUCGGUUGUGGGGCCACCGGCGAGGCGGAUGUGCGUAUACAUCCAUUCUUCCGUCGCAUCGAUUGGGAGAAAAUUGAGAAUCGUGAAGUGCAACCGCCAUUUAAGCCGAAAAUCAAACAUCGCAAAGAUGUCUCAAAUUUCGAUAAGCAAUUCACUUCGGAGAAAACGGAUCUGACACCAACGGAUAAAGUAUUUAUGAUGAAUUUGGAUCAAACGGAAUUUGGAGGCUUCUCCUACGUGAAUCCGGACUAUGCGGUGCCCGUUUAAAUGGGCUGAAUACGCCACACCAGCAAACACACACUCGCCCACAUACUUGAAGACAUUGCGUUCCUGCGACGAGUGUGGGAAACGAAGGCAACGGAAGCGAAAUAGACAUAGUUGGUAUAAAGUUUAUGCGCGGAUAUUAUAUUGUUUUAUCGAAUGUUAAAUAUUUUGAUCUCACUGCACUGGUGCUUUCAGACUAUGGGUGGCUUAUUCUUCGUAAUGGAGUACUACAAAGGCGGUAAUAUUAUACAUACAUCAUAUACAGAUCUAUGGACGUUUCACUUGAGAUCGUAAACUAUGAAUCC
Molecule: messenger RNA, 3815 nt
Organism: Zeugodacus cucurbitae (melon fly)
Lineage: Eukaryota; Metazoa; Arthropoda; Insecta; Diptera; Tephritidae
Product: protein kinase C, brain isozyme
Exons: 17
Coding region: 1498-3513 (671 amino acids)
Biological process (GO): protein phosphorylation
Molecular function (GO): diacylglycerol-dependent serine/threonine kinase activity; zinc ion binding; ATP binding
Source: RefSeq, a predicted model, not a curated record